GGACUGCUAGACUUUCUUGAUCGCUUCACUCAAACUGAAAUCUGAAUAUAUUUUUUUCGAUCGAGCACUCUCCAAAUUGAGAAUGUAAACAGUGCAAAAAGUGGAAAAAGUAAGGAGAAAUAGAUUGAUAAAUUCUAAAAUAAACAAACAAGGCCAGAGAAAUCAAAUAAAAAUACUAAGAAUAAUUGACGCUUAAACUAAUAGUCACGGGCUUCCUGUGUGGUUAUCUAGUCGAGGAAGCCUAGUACUGCUACCAUGGUUUCUUGUUUGACCACAAACUGUAAAACAACUUUGUUCUUUCAAAUAAUCACAGAGAAUAUCAUGAAAGUUAUCAAAAACAGUGCUUUUAACUGGUAAACAUUUAUCUAAGAAACAAUGUCUAAGUCUCCAAAGACCGCAAACUCUACAAAAUCUGUCCACAACUCCGAGAAAGGCGAAGAAACAGCUGUCGAAAGAAAAAAUGAUCCAAAAGUUACUACAUUUGGUGUUAAACUGGUCAAUCGAUUAACAAUGCACGAUUUGAAGUCAAUACAGGAUGCUUUUACAAUAAAUCAGUCUGGUCAAGAGAGGGAUUUAAGCCUUGAUAUAGACCAGUUCUGUGAGAUCCUGUCAAUUGUAUUAAACAAAGGUGUACGAGAGGAAUAUGAGGAACUGUUCAAUAAGAUUGAUGUCUCUAAAGAGGGUUUUGUGGACUGGGACAAAUUUUCCUCUCAUAUGCUGUUAGAAUAUUAUGAAAAAGAUGACAGAAUGAAGACAACACAGGUUCCACAGUGGAGAGAGCUGCGCAACAUCGCAAGUCCUCACAAAGAGAUCAUCAGAAGAAUUUUUCCUUUGAGCUCCCCCUCUCGAUAUCUGUCAGUCAGUAAGGAAGGGGUAGUGUGUAUGUGGUCGUUGAGUAUGAAACCAAUAAGAGCAAUGCAAGUGCACACAGAUCAAGAUGAAGUUAAGCAGAGAGAUUUGUGGGUAACAGACUUUGUUCCAAUGCAGAAUAUCUACAAACUGGCUCUUUCAUUGACUAGCAAAGAGAUUGCCAUCUAUGAUCUCAGUUCAAAGUCAGAAUUCAACUGUCAAUAUAGAAUCAAAAACCUAGAUGAUACACCAUUGUGCUUGGAUUACUGGAAUAACCCAGACAGACCCAAUGAAGCUAUUUUAGUUUAUGGCGAUGUUUCUGGACAGGUCAAUGCUCUUUUGUUUUCUGCUGUGAAUAUUGCUCUAUUUGACAGACCAGCACAGCCUGCUGGCAGCAAACAAGAUGUAUGUUUAAGUGUCGAUAUAAAUGAUGUCGCACACGGUCAUUACAGAAAUGCUAGAAUAGUAAAACACCAUGGACACACUGAAUGGACAAGACAAGUUAUGUACUCAGCGCACUUGGAUUGUUUCAUCUCAUGCGCGACGAACUAUAAGAACUCCCUGGUGCUUGGUUGGGUUGAGAAAACCAAGUCACAGAUGAGGACGACUGCAUUCAAGAUCCCUCAAGGAGUAAAUGCGUUUGAUUACAAUGACAAAAUGAAUUUAAUAGCAACUGCUGGUGUCAAUCAUCAUGUAUGUCUGUGGAAUCCUUACGUCAUAUCAAAACCAGUCGGGGUAUUACGAGGUCAUAUGCAGAGUAUAAUCGCUGUCAAGUUUAUACAAUUACGUGGUCAACUUAUUAGUUUGUCCAAGGAUAAGGUAUUACGGAUAUGGGAUACCCAUCUUCAAGUUUGUCUACAAAGAUUAUCAGGGAUGUUUCCAAAAGGACCAGCAGAAGUGUCAAUAUCAAUGUUUUAUGACGAAGAACACAGCAAAUUAUUUACUGCUUUCAAUCAACAAUUAACGUUAAUGGUCAUGAAGCCCGAAGUUAAAGACAGAAUAAUGAGUCAUGAGCAGCCCGUGACAGCAGCUAUUUACAACAGCAAAUUUAAUCAGGUGGUAACCGCUUGUACUGGUUCUGUGAUAACCAUGUGGAUGAUAGAUACAGGACAAAAAGUCAAACAGUUUGCAAACGCUCAUGGUAAUGCAGAAAUCACUACGCUCACCCAGGAUGCAACAGAAACUAGAUUAUUCACCGCAAGUGCAGAUGGGACAGUUAAGAUCUGGGAUUUCAACGGUCACUGUCAUAACAUUCUAAUGGCUGGAGAUGGUAAUCCAGCAGAAAUCUGCCAAGUACUUUGUCUUAAGAGAAUGAUCUUAGCUGUUGGCUGGGACAGGGCCUUAUGCGUUUUCCGUGAUGCUCAAAUGAACACAUUUUAUGUUCAUCCUUCAGAUUGGAAAGGUCGACAGGAGCAUCAAGAUGAUGUGCUAUCUGUCGCCUAUUGUCCUCCAGCAUGUCUCGCUACAGCCAGCUACGACGGGGAGAUUGUUAUCUGGAACCUAAACUCGGAACAGGCGUCUCGACAUCUCUCGGCAUAUCCACCAAGAAAACGUACCAAGUCUUCGCGAAGACAAAAGAAAAUGGAACGGGAAACACCUACACUACCGAGCUCGGCUGAGAUUGAAGAGUUUCUCAAGCCCGGUAACACAGGAGAGCGAACCACGUCAUCCAUGUCGAAUAAAAGCAACAGAGACAAAGAUGAAAAGGAUACAGACGGUGGACAUGCAAUUACAAUGCUGCUGUUUCUUAAUGCAAGAUCGCUGUCCAACUUGCCUGGCGGCGCUAAUCUGGUAUCUUGUAACUCUAGCGGAUGGGUUCGUUUUUGGAACCAGCACGAGCCGUCGGUAUUGGGAGAAUUUGUCGCUCAUUUACAUGCUGGCUCUCUAACGAUGAAUACAGAGGAGACAAACUCUUACCUCGUGACUGGAGAUGCUGAUGGGUUAAUAAAAGUCUGGGACAUCAACGAUUAUUGCGUGACAGGGAAUGUGUUACGUAAAGAUCCCCCUCCACUUCUGAAGCAGUUCCAGCCACACACUGACAUCAUCAAUAGUAUAGAACUGCUGACCAGGAAUGAACGACUGCUCGUAUUAACUGCGUCAAGUGAUUGUUCAGCUGCAUUGUGGGAUAUCGAAGGACGACAAAUCGGAWUAUUCGGCCAGGAGGAACAUUGGAAAAUUGAACCGAUUUCUAAAGAAGAACGAGAAGCAGAGAGACAGCGAGAAGUAGAAUUAAUUGAUCAAGGUGACGAAGAAGACGAAAAAGACGAGGAUGAAGCAGAAGUUGAGGAAGAAGAGCAGUAUUUUACCGAUGAAACCUUUGAUCCCAGCUACAGAAUAACUACAUGGGACAAAACCAUAUUAGGAAAGUCGUAUCAAGAAGAAAGGGGCAGUAAACGUGAGCGCCGUCAACCAAAUAGUAUUCCUAACCUGCCAUAUCUAACAUGGGAAAAGACGGGCCAAACUCCUGCUGGACCUUAUGCGGCAUUGGAAACUAAAGAUCUAGAUGACGUUGGAAUAAUAAAUAAACCGGAUUUCAUUCUAAAUCCUGAAAAAUAUUUCAGCGAAAGAAAUUCGGGCAAAAAUCGAUCUUUGCCACCACUGCCUUCCAUUACUGAACGUCUUCAGAUGAGGUACGACGAGAAAAGUCUUUUUCCAAAGUCCAUUCUCGACAUGGAGGCCAAGAUGAAAGCAACACAUGCAAUGCGCAUGUCCAUGGGAGGUCGUCGUCGAGAGAGCGUCUUAAAAGGUUCCCGGAUGCAAGUAGGAAGCGUAUCAAGACGCCCGUCUCACUGGAACAAGAUGAUUAUGAAAAGAGGAAAGAAUGAUGUCGAGUAGGUAACUGCUGGCAGAGGAGUAGACUGGACACCAGAGUCAAGGAAAUGACCACUAGCCCUUUAUCAAAGAAAGACAGAGAAACGACUUAUAAGAAUAUUUAAAGCUAGCCUGCGUACAUCCGGUUUAACGCUGGAUGAACUCAGGCUAAUUUAAAGCCAGCCUGCAUCCGAAAACCUUUGUUUGUUUUGACUGUAAAACAGCAAGUUAUAAAUUUGCAUCAGUUCAAAAUGUAAAAUACUCCGAAUUUCCAUAAAUGUAAGAAAACCUCGUCAACGUUCUCGGUUGCUUGUCGUCCUUUCAAUUAUAUAGAGUUCUCUGUUUAAAUAUUCAUCAAAAAAACAAAAUUCAAGAGAAACUCAGCCACAGCCUCGAAUUUUUGACUGGACUUUAAAACUGCGGUCGUAAGAAUAGAGCUGUCUAUUCGACUUAUUUAUCAAUUUCACUCACAUCUCACGUAUUCGUUGUACUGCAUUGCUCAUACAUUGCCUAUUUUUAUCAAGUCAUUGUCGCACUCUGAAAAUGAGUGAGCAAUGUUACUAGUAUAUUUUUUACUCUUUUAUUUCGAUAUAGUCUUCUUUAUAUUUUUAAAACAAACGCUUAACUGAUAUCUUUUUAAUGUAUUAUAGGAUAACACAGACUUUGUAUAGUAUAUUAUAGUAAAAAUUGUACAUAAUGGAUUUAUAUUUAAGUCUGUUUCACAAUGAGAAUAAAUGUGACUGUUUUGAUAUUUUUGCUGUAAAGAGAGAAAGGUAAAAAUAAAUCAAUUUAGUUUUCACAGGA
Molecule: messenger RNA, 4464 nt
Organism: Exaiptasia diaphana
Lineage: Eukaryota; Metazoa; Cnidaria; Anthozoa; Actiniaria; Aiptasiidae
Product: WD repeat-containing protein 49
Exons: 30
Coding region: 376-3684 (1102 amino acids)
Molecular function (GO): calcium ion binding; protein binding
Source: RefSeq, a predicted model, not a curated record